AUCGGUUCCGGGUGUCAUGGCGGCGCUGAUGUUCCGUACGGUGAUCGCUGGUACCCGCCGGGGGCUCCGGCCGCUGCUUGUCCAGGGGGGGCGGGGCUGUGCCAGCUCGGGGGUCCCGGUGGAUGACACGGUGAACGGACUGAACGAGGAGCAGAAACAGCUGCGGCACACUCUGCGUCGGUUCCUGCAGGAUCACCUGGUUCCUGUAGCUAAUGAGAUAGAUCAGCAGAAUACCUUCAAGGACCUUCGGAGUUUUUGGAAGAAGCUUGGAGACCUGGGUCUGCUUGGUAUCACGGCUCCAGUGGAAUAUGGAGGUUCUGCGUUGGGCUACUUGGAGCACGUGUUGGCAAUGGAAGAAAUAUCUCGUGUCUCAGCAGCUAUCGGACUGAGCUAUGGAGCCCACUCAAACCUUUGUAUUAACCAGCUAGUCCGCAAUGCGAAUGAAGCCCAGAGAGAAAAGUAUUUACCCAAGCUUAUAAGUGGGGACCAUAUAGGAGCCUUGGCUAUGAGUGAGCCUAACUCGGGCUCUGAUGUUGUGUCAAUGAAACUGAAGGCAGAGAAGAAAGGAGAUUAUUAUGUUCUUAAUGGAAACAAGUUCUGGAUUACAAACGGGCCAGACGCAGAUGUGGUGAUAGUUUAUGCAAAGUCAAAUCCAUCAGCCCAGCCAGCCUCUCAUGGAAUCACUGCUUUCAUUGUCGAAAAGGGAACACCUGGAUUCAGCACCGCACAGAAACUGGACAAGCUGGGAAUGAGAGGGUCCAACACUUGUGAACUUGUGUUUGAGGACUGCAAGAUUCCUGAAAAGAACAUUCUAGGACAUCUGGGUAAAGGCGUCUAUGUUCUGAUGAGUGGAUUAGAUCUGGAGAGGCUGGUGCUUAGCGGAGGACCCCUGGGUAUCAUGCAAGCUGUGCUGGACCACGCAUUCCCAUACCUGCACACCAGAGAGGCGUUUGGGCAGAAAAUUGGCCAUUUCCAGCUGAUGCAAGGAAAGAUUGCGGAUAUGUACACCCGCCUUGCCGUGUGCCGGCAGUAUGUUUAUAACGUGGCAAAAGCCUGCGAUAAUGGGCACUUAACACCCAGGGACUGUGCUGGCACAAUUCUCUAUUCCGCGGAGUGUGCAACGCAGGUGGCUCUCGAUGGUAUCCAGUGUCUGGGAGGAAAUGGAUACAUUAAUGAUUACCCUAUGGGACGCUUUCUACGUGAUGCCAAGUUAUACGAGAUCGGCGCAGGCACUAGUGAAGUCCGCAGACUGGUCAUCGGCCGAUCCUUUAAUGCCUUGUACAAAUAAUUUCAAGUUCCUCUUUACAGUCACGGGAACAACCAUCAACACUACAUGAGUUUCUCACCCACUCCAACAGAUUUGUAGAAUCUCAGGAAUCGUCCAUUUUUCUAUCAAGCUGGGCCGGUUACAGACUGUAUACCUUGACAGAGAAGAUACAGCACUUUAGUACAGUGAGCUCAGUGAGAGUGAGGGGUGUAGUAAGGUGGAUCAGGGUGUCUCCAGUUCGAGAAAAUGUGUAAUCGUGAGCUUUCAUGUGUUGGUUCGCAUUAACGUCCACUGUGUGCACCAACGCACGAUGCAGCACAAAUUAGAAGUCUGAGAAUUUGGUAUGGAAAGUUAAUAAAUGUCCUGAAUGUCUGUGGGUCGAGCAGACACCUCUUUGAUUAACUCUUCAUUAAAUAUAUUUGGAAUUUUA
Messenger RNA from Pelobates fuscus (common spadefoot toad), 1697 nucleotides. It is a transcript of the gene IVD, whose product is annotated as isovaleryl-CoA dehydrogenase. Gene Ontology annotation, biological process: L-leucine catabolic process. Bases 17 to 1288 code for a protein of 423 amino acids. The record is from RefSeq and is a predicted model, not a curated record. Gene Ontology annotation, cellular component: mitochondrion. The transcript is spliced from 12 exons. Gene Ontology annotation, molecular function: 3-methylbutanoyl-CoA dehydrogenase activity; flavin adenine dinucleotide binding. NCBI's taxonomy places the organism in Eukaryota, Metazoa, Chordata, Amphibia, Anura, Pelobatidae.